AUGUCAACAUUUCUUCCCCCACCACGUGUCGUUAUCACUGGUCACAAAACCGACGGCACUUCGGUCUUCACUGCCGACAAAACCAGCAAACCCUUUAAGCCCUUGGGCCAAACUGGAACCUCAUUCAACUCCAUCCACUCCUCUCCCUCAUUCCCUGUAUCGAACACCACACCUAUCCGCGAUCUAUCUACCACACUUCCCAAAUGCCCGCAAAAUGGCGUCCUCUUCUACACCACCGACUUCGCACCUUACUCCUCGGCACCCAUGCACCGAACCACAACUGUAGAUUACACUGUUAUAUUGAGCGGCGAAGUGGUGGUUCAACUUGAUGGGGGUAUGGAAAAAGUUCUCAAAGCUGGGGAGUGCAUUGUGCAGCGGGGGACCAAUCAUGUCUGGGAGAACAGGACCGGCGAGUGGUGUAGAGCGGUGUUUGUUAUGGUUGCCAGUAAGGAGAUUGAACUUGCUGACGGGACGAUGUUGGUGGAGACACAAUCUAACGGGACAAAUUAG
Venustampulla echinocandica is the source of this 510-nucleotide messenger RNA. RefSeq lists its product as uncharacterized. The coding region runs from base 1 to 510 and encodes 169 amino acids. Lineage: Eukaryota; Fungi; Ascomycota; Leotiomycetes; Helotiales; Pleuroascaceae. The transcript has a single exon. The record is from RefSeq and is a predicted model, not a curated record.